Molecule: messenger RNA, 906 nt
Organism: Eutrema salsugineum
Lineage: Eukaryota; Viridiplantae; Streptophyta; Magnoliopsida; Brassicales; Brassicaceae
Product: LOB domain-containing protein 6
Exons: 3
Coding region: 246-854 (202 amino acids)
Source: RefSeq, a predicted model, not a curated record
AGCAACACAAAGAACACCAUUGAUCCCAUCUAUUUUAUUCCUUAUAUUUCGUUAAUCCAUAUAUCCUUACGCAUUCCAUCUUUAAGCUUUUAUAUGCAACCCCAGAUCAGAGCUUAGAGAAAAAGCAGAGAGGAUCUCCUUUUACUUUCCUCUUCAGAGAAACAGAACCAUAUUCAAAGAGGACUUUCUUAAUUUAGUCGCAGGGAGAGUGAGACAUAAACCAAACUCAUUACCAAAAACAAAAAAUGGCAUCUUCAUCAACAAACUCACCUUGCGCAGCCUGCAAAUUCCUCCGGCGAAAAUGCCAACCCGAAUGUGUAUUUGCGCCGUAUUUCCCACCUGACCAGCCACAGAAAUUCGCAAACGUUCACAAAGUCUUUGGAGCAAGCAACGUCACGAAGCUCCUCAACGAGCUUCACCCUUCACAACGUGAAGACGCAGUCAACUCUUUAGCCUACGAAGCCGACAUGCGUCUCCGUGAUCCAGUCUACGGUUGCGUCGGAGUCAUCUCUCUUCUCCAGCAUCAGCUUCGUCAGCUUCAGAUCGAUCUCAGCUGCGCAAAAUCUGAGCUUUCAAAGUACCAAAGCCUCAACAUCCUCGCCGCCACGCAUCAGAGUCUUGGCAUUAACUUGCUCGCCGGCGCCGCCGCAGAUGGAACGACGACGGCGACGGUAAGAGACCAUCACUAUCAUCAUCACCAGUUUUUCCCUAGAGAACAGAUCUUUGGUGGGUUAGAUGUUCCCGCCGGUAACAACUACGACGGAGGGAUUCUUGCGAUUGGACAGAUCACUCAGUUUCAGCAGCCGAGAGCGGCGGCCGGAGAUGACGGUCGGCGUACCGUUGAUCCGUCUUGAGAUUUUAGGGUUUUUGGUUGGUUCAUUCGUCGUUGAUCUUGGCUUGGUUACU